This is a messenger RNA of Arachis stenosperma, 1806 nucleotides long. Its product is annotated as protein DETOXIFICATION 29. NCBI's taxonomy places the organism in Eukaryota, Viridiplantae, Streptophyta, Magnoliopsida, Fabales, Fabaceae. The transcript is spliced from 7 exons. Gene Ontology annotation, cellular component: vacuolar membrane. The record is from RefSeq and is a predicted model, not a curated record. Gene Ontology annotation, molecular function: xenobiotic transmembrane transporter activity; antiporter activity. Gene Ontology annotation, biological process: xenobiotic detoxification by transmembrane export across the plasma membrane. The coding region runs from base 55 to 1596 and encodes 513 amino acids.
CAAUUUUCAAUUGUGCUUUUCUAGUUAGCCAGCUAGCUAGGUCCAUAUCCAUUUAUGGAGGGACAAGAUCAUAACAACAACUACACUCGUCCUCUUCUCACACCGCCGCCGCCACAGGAUCACCACUUGGCCGCCGUAUUCACCACAGAAUCCCAUGACAUCCCUCCGAUCAGCAGCCCCAAAGUCUUCGGCAGGGAGUUUCUCCUCGAGUCCAAGAAGCUUUGGUACCUGGCCGGGCCUGCCAUCUUCACCUCUGUCUGCCAGUACUCACUCGGCGCCAUCACUCAGCUCUUUGCUGGCCACGUUGGCACCUUAGAGCUCGCCGCUGUUUCUGUCGAGAACUCCGUCAUCGCCGGCUUCUGCUUCGGCAUCAUGCUUGGGAUGGGAAGUGCGUUGGAAACGCUAUGUGGCCAAGCGUUCGGAGCGGGACAAUUGAGAAUGUUAGGGAUUUACAUGCAGCGAUCAUGGGUCAUUCUCAACACCACCUGCUUGCUCCUCAGCCUUCUCUACGUCUUUGCCAAGCCGCUCCUCAAUUUUAUUGGCCAGACGGCCGCCAUAUCCAAGGCGGCGGGAGAGUUCGCCGUCUGGAUGAUACCGCAGCUCUUCGCAUACGCCAUGAAUUUCCCAAUCCAGAAGUUCCUGCAGGCGCAAAGCAAGAUCAUGGUCAUGGCGUGGAUAGCAGCCGCGGCGCUUGUGAUGCACCUGCUGCUCAGCUGGCUGCUCAUGCUGAGGCUGGGCUGGGGGCUGGUCGGGGCGGCUGUGGUGCUGAACGGGUCGUGGUGGUUCAUAGUGGUGGCGCAGCUUGUGUACAUCCUGAGCGGCACGUGUGGGACCGCGUGGAGUGGCUUCUCGAUAAAAGCGUUUGAGAAUCUCUGGGGAUUCGUUCGUCUCUCCCUUGCAUCUGCAGUUAUGCUCUGCCUUGAAAUGUGGUAUUUUAUGGCACUAAUUCUGUUCGCGGGAUAUCUCAAGAAUGCAGAAGUUUCAGUUGAUGCCUUAUCUAUCUGCAUGAACAUCUUGGGUUGGACCGUGAUGGUAUCCUUUGGAAUGAAUGCAGCAGUAAGUGUGAGGGUGUCAAAUGAACUAGGGGCAUCACACCCAAGAGCAGCGAAAUUCUCGCUAGUGGUAGCAGUGAUAACAUCGUUUGUGCUGGGUCUAGCAAUGUCACUGGUUCUUAUCAUGUUCAGGAAGCAAUACCCUUCCUUGUUCUCAAAUGAUUCAGCGGUGAAGGAACUGGUGAUGGAGCUGACACCAAUGUUGGCCUUUUGCAUUAUCAUCAACAAUGUUCAGCCUGUUCUUUCAGGUGUUGCCGUUGGGGCAGGGUGGCAGAGUCUUGUUGCCUAUGUCAACAUUGCUUGUUACUAUCUUUUUGGUGUUCCUCUUGGACUUAUUUUGGGCUAUGCGCUUGACUUUGGUGUCAUUGGGAUCUGGUCUGGGAUGCUUACGGGGACCAUUGUCCAAACUUGUGUUCUAUUCAUCAUAGUAUAUAGAACUGACUGGGACAAAGAGGCCUCCCUUGCAGAAGAUAGAAUAAAGAAGUGGGGUGGGCAUAAAGAUUCAAAACCCAAUGGUGUCGCAAAUAAUGAUCAGCAAACAUGAAAGUGUUGCAAAUUCUAGAACCAAGUUUUUAUGUAUUUAAUUUCAUUUUGUCAAACUUGUGUUCAAGGGCCAACAUUAGCCCAGUUGUAUAAUUUAGAAGUGUUAUGCCUAGUUGCCUCGUAUGAUAGGAAUGCCAGAAAGUCAUCAAAAUUUAUUAUUUUUUAUCAUUAAAUGUGAUUGUCAAAAACAAUAAAUUUCGAUAAUCCUCUA